UAAAAAACCCAACACUUGCGUGCUUUAUGUCGGUUUCAGAGCUACAGGGUUAGGUCAUGGUUGGCCACGUGAUUUUAAGCAGCUCAACCAGGAAUCGCGCUGGUAAACAGGCCAGCGUGUGUUCUUCUACACUUCAGAGUAACUGUUCUCAUUUUGGCCCGUAGGCCAGUUUCUGCUCCAGCAUUUAACUUCCACCCAGCAUGGAUGAAAACACUUUGAAGCUGCUAGUGAAGCUCACUCAGGACGGACAGUUAGCCGCGCUGGAGAAACACAUAACAUUAGGCGGCUCGACUGCGGCGCAAACUGUCAGCACCAAACACUUCGGCAAGUCGGGAGACACCUUGCUGCACUACGCCGCAAGGCAUGGACACCUGGACAUUGUAAAGUACCUGAUAAAGGGGGUUGGCUUGGAUGUAGAGGUGUACAACAACGACUACAAGAGGCCGCUGCACGAAGCUGCCUCCAUGAGCCACAAGGACUGCGUUAGCUACAUGCUCCAAGAAGGCGCCAAAGUGGACAGUCUGAAGAAGGCUGACUGGACUCCGCUGAUGAUGGCGUGCACUCGGAGGAACCUGGACGUGAUCCAGGAGCUGCUUUGCUACGGUGCCGACCCCGCACUGAGAAACAAGGACGGCUGGAACUCCUUCCACAUCGCCUGCAGAGAGGGAGACCCUGUGGUCAUACAGCACCUGCUCCUUGUUGCACCAGACGUCUGGAGGACGGAGAGCAGGACACGCAGGACGCCACUACACACUGCAGCAAUGCAUGGAUGUGAGGAGGUGGUUAAGAUCUUGCUGGACAGAUGUGGCUACACGCCUGACAGCACUGACAGCUGUGGAGUCACGCCUUUCAUGGACGCCAUCAGGAAUGGACACAUCUCUGUGGCCAGGCUUCUUUUAGAUGAGCACCAGGCAUCUGCAGCAGCUGCUGACAUACUCGGGGCUCAGCCAGUGCACCAGGUAGCCGUCACUGGCCAGGAUGAAGCUCUGCGGUUUCUGGUCAAGGACUUGAAUGUAGAGGUGAACCAGAGGGCGACCAGCAUCCAGCUCACCGCCCUGCAUUAUGCUGCCAAGGAGGGCCACACGUCCACUAUAAACACACUGGUGGAGCUGGGAGCGGAUCCUCAUGCCCGGGACAAAAAGGGAAGGACUGCCAGUUGAAAAUACAGAUCAUGUGACGAGGGGAAAUUUCACCAAACGAUCACAGAUGAUCUUUUCUGGCUUCACGUACACUAACAGUCAGGAUACUUGGUACACAGUGAUGGACAUCAGCUGGUUACGUGAACACUGCGUUUAUCAGUCUGGUGAUGAGGGAAGUUUUCAUGUUUGCAGCAUAUGACAAACAGAGACAGGUCUACAGGCAGCAGAGCAGCUGAUAUUAAAUGAUAAUAAUAGAAAAAUAUGAACAGUUUAAACACAUAAUACAAGCUGAAAGCAGCAGUGUGAGUGUGUGAGCUUUGACAUGUUGAACCACUUUAUUAAUAAAGUUUAGCCUGUUUGAUGUCAUGAAGGAAUAAAGGCAGAGUUCAGAGAAUUUCACGAUUCUUAUCGAUGCUCAUCAGGGAAGACUUUAAGAAACCUUAGACCUUCCUACUGUCCAUGCAUGGAGUUCUGUGGGAUCUUCCAGGAAUGGUGGUGCUAUAUUCCAGAGACCUGAUUGGUCAGUAGGCAGUAAUCUCGUACCUACUGAUCUCUUAUCUCAUACACAUCUUGCACUGGAGCAGGUUAUAGUGAUGCAGCAUCAAUUUCCACGCCAUGCACCGCCGCAGCAAGUGAACCAACAUGAAAAAUCCACCAUUUUUAGUUUACAGGCUUCUGCCCAUUAACCUUUGGUUGGACUCUCUUAAAAUAACUUGAAAGCUGCACAGUUAAUAUUGAGUGAAUGUCUGUGACGGGUUUACUUCUGUUUUUUGUCACUGACAUCAAACAAAGAAAGAGCUAUUCCUGUGUUUUGCAUACACCUGUGUACGUCCCUCGUUUGCAUUCAUUCAGUCUGAAAAAUGAACCUGCAGAGACUCCAGCUCAUCAGCACAGUGCUCUAUAGUGACCUGUAACAUUUUCAGUGUUACAGAAACGGCACCAAGCUUCUGAAAUGGGAGAGUCAUCUGUUGGCUCUCUUAGUUUGCCUUUUUAUUUUCAUAUGGUGGUAAUGUCACCACCAAAACUCAGUUGUUAAGGGAAGCAGUUUUUUACUGCUGUUUCAUUGUUACUGCUCAGCUCUUUCUCUUCUCUCAGCUCUUCACAUGGCGUGCAUUGGGCAGCACGCAGACGCAGCCAGGAUGCUCCUGCAGCUCGGCCUCAAAGAUUCUGAGGAUGCGUCCGGCACAACCGCCAGGCAGCUGGCCAGGAAACCCGACGUAGUGCAAGUGUUUGAAUGUG
Molecule: messenger RNA, 2378 nt
Organism: Oreochromis niloticus (Nile tilapia)
Lineage: Eukaryota; Metazoa; Chordata; Actinopteri; Cichliformes; Cichlidae
Gene: ankrd16
Product: ankyrin repeat domain 16
Exons: 7
Coding region: 201-1160 (319 amino acids)
Molecular function (GO): protein binding
Source: RefSeq, a predicted model, not a curated record